AUGAACGAAGAAAGAGUUCAGAUAAUCGGGAACGACAUGAUCAUAGAUUCCUCUCUUUGGCAUGCCUGUGCCGGAAGACUAGUUCAUGUUCCUCCGGUCAACUCUACUGUAUCUUACUUCCCUCAAGGUCACUUCGAACACGCCGGAAUGGAAAACGCCGAUGACGCCAUAGCCACGGCGAGUAGAAUUCCAUGGAGGAUUCAAUGCCGAGUCACGUCCGUGGAGUUAAAGAUGGAUUCAAGAACUGAAGAGGUUUACACCAAGAUUCAUCUCAACCCAAUAGUGAUUAAUAAUAAUAAUUCUACUGAUGAUGAUAAAGACUACGCUUUGAGCGAGAGUUUGAAUUUAUUUGGGAGAUCCCAAUUUCUUACCAAAGUCCUUACUCAAUCGGACGCGAACAAUGGCGGGGGUUUCUCUGUACCGAAAAAACUAGCGGAGACAAUAUUCCCACCAUUAAAUUACAAAAUUACUAAACCUGGUAUUGAAAAUCUUCCGUCUCAGGAUAUUCUGGCGAGGGAUUACAGAGGCAAUAUUUGGAAAUUCAGGCAUGUUUAUAGGGGGAAUCCUCUGCGGCACUUGUUGACAACUGGAUGGAGUAAAUUUGUUACAGCCAAGCAAGUGGUUUCUGGAGACACGAUCGUGUUCGGGAGGGAUGACAAUGGAGAUGUCUAUGUUGGAAUAAGGCGUGUUAGGAGGGCAAGGUGGCAAGGAAGAAUUAGGGCUGAAAGUGUUCUAGAAGCUGCAAGACUUGCUGCCAUUGGGAGAGGUUUUGAAGUUAGGUAUUACCCGAGUAGUAGCACAACAGAGUUUUGUGUUGUGGAUUCGGUGGUUAAUACAACGAAGAGGAAGAUGAUGAAUGAGUUUGGGGCUGGGACAAGGAUCAAGAUGGCUUUCGAGACUUUAAAUUCGACUGGAGUGGAACCAGUGGGCUGGUACAAGGGUUCUAUUGAGUCUGUUGAAGAUGUUGACCCGAAUCACUGGCCUGGUUCUUUAUGGCGCCGUCUUAAGGUGAGGUGGGAUGUUGAUGCUGUAAAUUUAAGGAAGCAUAUUAAUCCUUGGUUGGUCCAAGGGGUGAGCACACGUGUCAUUCAAACCUAUGACCGCAAACGUGGAGGCGAGCAAUUGGAGGAAUCCAAUCACGUUGUAAAGAAGCAGACAGUCUAUCUAUUUGGUGCACCCAUUGGAGAAUCCAAGAGGAGAUCAGGAUAA
This is a messenger RNA of Cannabis sativa, 1209 nucleotides long. Its product is annotated as auxin response factor 18-like. Gene Ontology annotation, cellular component: nucleus. The coding region runs from base 1 to 1209 and encodes 402 amino acids. The record is from RefSeq and is a predicted model, not a curated record. NCBI's taxonomy places the organism in Eukaryota, Viridiplantae, Streptophyta, Magnoliopsida, Rosales, Cannabaceae. Gene Ontology annotation, biological process: response to hormone; regulation of DNA-templated transcription. Gene Ontology annotation, molecular function: DNA binding. The transcript has 2 exons.